This is a messenger RNA of Phaeoacremonium minimum UCRPA7, 417 nucleotides long. RefSeq lists its product as hypothetical. Lineage: Eukaryota; Fungi; Ascomycota; Sordariomycetes; Togniniales; Togniniaceae. The record is from RefSeq and is a predicted model, not a curated record. Gene Ontology annotation, biological process: resolution of meiotic recombination intermediates; DNA repair; kinetochore assembly. Bases 1 to 417 code for a protein of 138 amino acids. The transcript is spliced from 2 exons. Gene Ontology annotation, cellular component: Fanconi anaemia nuclear complex; FANCM-MHF complex.
AUGCCACCCAAACAAUCCACGUCCGCCCCUCGAGGCCGACCCUCCUCGAAAGCAAACGCACCAGCAGGCAAGCCGAGAGUCACAGGCAAACAGCGCCCCCAACAGAGACAACAGGAGGAAUCGUUCACCGCCGCGGAGGACGCCGACGCGAACGACUUUGCCGACGACGCAGAGGAAGAGGACGAGGACGAGGGCCAGCCGAAGACGAUCCCGCCGGAGCUGCUCACGCGCAUCCUGCAUGAGUUCUUCGAGAACGACGGCACGCGCAUAACAAAGGACGCGAAUGGAGCCGUCGCUAGGUACAUGGACAUUUUCGUGCGGGAGGCGAUUGCGCGGGCUGCUGUCGAGCGGGACAGCGGGUUUCUAGAGGUUGAGGACCUCGAGAAGGUCGCGCCGCAGCUUCUGCUUGAUCUCUGA